AUGAAACGCGACCAAGACGACAUGUUCACCACUAUUGACGCAUUGAAGCGCGCUUCAAUGUACAAGGAGGGAAGCCGAAUUCACGCCUUGGAGCAGAGUCUUCAUGAGAUGAGUUACGCAGUGUUCCGUGGAAUCUGCUACAAGGCCUUCAACACACGUCAGACCUUCAGCGAGGCAGUUGCAACCUGCGGUGAAGACGGCGGCACCCUCGCCAUGCCCCGAGACGCUGAAAUCAACGCUUUCCUGAUCUCCUUGUACAAGUCCGUGAGCGAUAGUACGUGUGGUUACUUCUGGUUCGGCCUGCACGAUCAGCGCGAAGAAGGAAACUUUGAGUGGAUGGAUGGUUCUGCACUUGGGACCUACAACUCCUGGUAUCCGGGAGAGCCAAACAACAAUGCGGGCCGCGAAGACUGCGUUCUUUACCAACAAGUCCAUAAAGACAUGUGGAACGACGGACGUCCGUAG
Molecule: messenger RNA, 465 nt
Organism: Branchiostoma floridae (Florida lancelet)
Lineage: Eukaryota; Metazoa; Chordata; Leptocardii; Amphioxiformes; Branchiostomatidae
Product: alpha-N-acetylgalactosamine-specific lectin-like
Exons: 3
Coding region: 1-465 (154 amino acids)
Source: RefSeq, a predicted model, not a curated record